Molecule: messenger RNA, 327 nt
Organism: Poecile atricapillus (Black-capped chickadee)
Lineage: Eukaryota; Metazoa; Chordata; Aves; Passeriformes; Paridae
Product: feather keratin 4-like
Exons: 1
Coding region: 1-327 (108 amino acids)
Cellular component (GO): intermediate filament
Molecular function (GO): structural constituent of cytoskeleton
Source: RefSeq, a predicted model, not a curated record
AUGUCCUUCUCCAGCCAGCUCAGCUCCCGCUGCUCCGCGCCCUGCGAGGUGUCCUGUCCCCAGCCCUGCGCUGACGCCUGGAACCAGCCCUGUGUCACCUCCUGCGGGGACUCCAGGGCUGUCAUCUACCCCCCGCCCGUGGUCAUCACCUUCCCGGGGCCCAUCCUCAGCUCCUGCCCGCAGGAGAGCAUCGUGGGGUCGGCGUUCCCGUCGGGAAUAGAGCGCCCCGUGGGCCUGCAGGGCUCCAGGGUCUACGGAGGCUUCUUCUCCUCCUGCUCCCCCAGGAAUGCCUGGAGCCGGCGCUCCGGGAGCUGCGGGCCCUGCUGA